This is a messenger RNA of Periconia digitata, 1469 nucleotides long. NCBI's taxonomy places the organism in Eukaryota, Fungi, Ascomycota, Dothideomycetes, Pleosporales, Periconiaceae. The record is from the annotation of a GenBank genome assembly.
CUGACUGACACGGGAAGAUAUGGUUACUUUAUGAGAGUGCGAUCAUUUUCACGUACAGUUGCGGGAACCGGGCGCCUCCGGACACGAUUUGUAUUGGUUGUUCGGCCCUCCUCAGUUGCAACUCCGGGACCGGGCUUCUCUGAACAACGAAGGAUUCUUGAUUCGGGGCUACCUGCGUGAAGCAAUCUGCAUACACACGACAGAAAGAAGACCAAUCAAAGUUCUAACUUAUAUAACCAUCCACUGAUCUGAAUCUCAAGCCUGUCAGAAAAAUCGGGUUAAGGUUUCCACUAGCUGCUGUCACCACCCAGGCCACGCAAUGCUUUGAAGUCAACCAAACUAGACACUUCAGGGGCCUGCGUAAGUUCUCCUAUCUGUGCGUGAAUAACUCUCUGUUGUAUUCUGUCUUUUCACAUCAAUUCAGUUCUCGAAUGCAUACAACGUUGGUUUUAUUACUACAGAAACCUACCCCUGUUCCCCUAAGACUAACACCUACUCCUGCUGUCUCGCGAACCUGCUCUGGAACGGGGGACAGCCAUUACAUCAAUCGAGAGAGCAUCAUCAAGGUAAUUGACGGCUUCUGCGACGAAGCCGCAGAGCAGGGAACGCUCGAUAAAGAUUCAGGCUCGAUAGCGCGGACGUACAACAAAGAUACUCCUGAAGAAGUUAACAUCUCAAUGGAUUACUCGCCCGGGUUGGACUGGCACCCAAUGAAGGACAAAUGCGUCGAGCAAAUGAUGAUUGUUACCGACAACUGCGACACAUUCAGCAACCACUGGAAAGGCGGCGGUUCCCGCAAAGACACGGACGUCACAUACCGCUGGUCCCCUGCCAAAUCCCGUUCUGUCCCCGUCGAGCAGGCCACCGUCUGGGGUGGAUGCGACGGAACCACAGGAGGCAGCUACACGAUCUGGGGCGCGCACUGGGCCACCGACGAUCACGGCAACGAACUCAUCAAUAAUAUCAAAGGUAAAGGCAUCAGUCCUACGAGGUGGGAAUUCCACUAUGGCGGUGGAGACGAUCAUCGCGAAUGGACUGCCAAGUUCCAGACUAUUAUUCAUGCUUGGCCGCAGGUUGAGGCGUCGAUGGAGAGCGUUGGGGGGUGGGGUUUGGAUAUUGGGUGUCAUAUCCAUUAGAAUUGGGGGUAGGUGUUUGAGGGGUGGGAUUGAGAACGAGGGGGGAUUUUGUUUUCUUCUGCUAUUUGAUAUCCUUGUUUUCUUUGCUUUUCUGCUGAUCGGAUAUGGCUUUACAGAAUUGGAUACCCGAAUAUAUACAUACAUUCCGCGCAUUAGUGACGCUAAACAUAUUUUAUAUGAGGAGAAAAAACUUAUUUGUUGGAUAACUAAAAACGCGUCAUAUAGCCAGCAGGUAAAUGUUUGCUUAUUCGUGUACGUCACGACAAACCUCGCCCCCUUUCCAAGGGAAAUAAGGAAAAGUAAACAUGCUAAACCGAGAUAGAUCGGGUCCAU